GCGGCGCACACAGUCGAGAGGGGAGGGGAGGGAAGCCGAGAGGAAGAACGGAGCCGCCGAGACGCAGUGGGGCACAGCACGGAGUCCAAGCAAAUUACACCGACGCACCAACAUCCCUCUCCAGAUACACCUCAAGUAGCGACCUGACCUGUGCGGUGCGCGCAAGAGCUUUUCAGCAUGGAGACUGCGAUAAAUAAUAAGCACUAAAAUGUGAGAUCCACAGGGGAAAUUAGAGCGCACGCGUGUGUGAGAGAAAUAAAGUGGCCAUUCCCUUUAUCUUUUUGCGGGUGAUUUCAAUUCUGUGUUCUGCAGUCUGAAAAUGAAGAAGUUCAACAUCAGGAAGGUGCUGGACGGUUUAAAAGAGGUGUCCUCCUCCGCGCCGUCUGUCCAAGUGGGGCCACAGGAGAACCAUCUCAUCCAGGAGACCCUCCAGUCCGAGCAUUUCCAGCUCUGCAAGACCGUCCGUCAUGGCUUCCCCUAUCAGCCGUCGUCCAUGGCUUUUGACCCCGUGCAGAAGAUAUUGGCCGUUGGCACCCAGAGUGGAGCUCUUAGAUUGUUUGGGCGUCCUGGUGUGGAGUGUUACUGUCAGCAUGAGAGUGGAGCCGCCGUCAUCCAGCUACAGUUUCUCAUAAAUGAGGGGGCGCUGGUGAGUGCUUUGGCUGAUGACAGUAUCCACCUAUGGAACCUGAGACAGAAGAGACCAGCCAUCCUCCACUCCCUCAAGUUCAACAGAGAAAGAAUAACUUUCUGCCACCUGCCCUUCCAGAGUAAGUGGUUGUACAUCGGCACAGAACGAGGGAACAUCCACAUUGUCAACGUGGAGUCCUUUAUGCUCUCAGGCUACGUCAUCAUGUGGAACAAAGCCAUUGAACUGUCAUCCAAGGCUCAUCCUGGACCGGUUGUCCACAUAAGUGAUAACCCCAUGGAUGAGGGAAAGCUUAUAAUUGGAUUUGAGUCUGGGAUCGUGGUCCUGUGGGAUCUCAAAUCAAAGAAGGCAGACUAUCGCUACACAUAUGAUGAGGCUAUCCACUCAGUUGCCUGGCAUCACGAGGGCAAGCAGUUCAUUUGCAGUCACUCAGAUGGAACUCUGACCAUAUGGAACAUCAGAGGCCAGGGCAAGCCCAUACAGACAAUCACACCACACGGAAAACAGCCCAAGGACGGGAAGAAGCCAGAAUCUUGUAAGCCCAUUCUUAAAGUGGAGUACAAAACAACUAGAAUUGGGGACCCCUUCAUAAUCUUUUCCGGUGGUCUGUCCUAUGACACGGUGGGCCGGAGGCCUUGUCUGACAGUAAUGCACGGGAAGAGUACUGCUGUGCUGGAGAUGGACUAUCCUAUAGUAGACUUCCUCACGCUAUGUGAGACACCAUAUCCUAACGACUUUCAGGAACCUUAUGCUGUGGUGGUCCUUCUAGAAAAGGAUUUAGUGGUGAUCGACCUUGCACAAAAUGGUUAUCCAAUAUUCGAGAACCCCUAUCCUCUGACUAUCCACGAGUCUCCUGUGACCUGCUGCGAGUACUUUGCCGACUGCCCUGUGGACCUCAUACCUGCACUUUACUCUGUUGGCUCGCGGCAGAAACGACAGGGCUACAGCAAAAAGGAAUGGCCUAUUAGCGGUGGAAACUGGGGUCAAGGCAUACAGAGUUACCCAGAGAUCAUCAUCACUGGGCAUGCUGACGGAACUGUGAAGUUCUGGGAUGCCUCUGCAAUAAUGCUCCAGGUGCUCUAUAAACUCAAAACAGCCAAGAUAUUUGACAGGAACAGGUCUAAGGAGGACAAGGGCAGCACUGAGGUGUCAGAUGAAGACCCCUUUGCCAUUCAGAUCAUGGCUUGGUGUCCCGAGAGCCGGAUGCUGUGUGUGGCCGGUGUGUCAGCCAAUGUUAUCAUCUACCGCUUCAGUAAGCUGGAAGUAACUACUGAGGUGGUUCAGUUACUAGAGGUGCGAAUGCAAUAUGAGCUGAAUGACAUAGAGUCUCCAGAUGGUGGGGGUGAACAGACAUCAGCGCUGCCCACCCCCGGUGCCUCACCUCAGACGAGCGGCCCACCUUCACACCCUUCCACCAGCAGCAACAACUCUGAUGGCGGCAACAUACCCUGCCUCAAAGUGCGCAGUACUCCAUUGAAACAGUCUGCAGGAUACCAGGUAGAUUUGGUGGUCCAGUUGGUGUGGGUGAGUGGAGAGCCUCCUCAGCAGAUCACAAGUCUGGCGCUUAAUUCCUCCUAUGGCCUAGUGGUGUUUGGCAACAGUAAUGGACUGGCAGUGGUGGACUACAUCCAGAAGACAGUAGUCCUCAACUUGGGGACGGUCGAGCUUUAUGGCUCUAAUGACCCCUACCAGAGACAGCCCCGGUCGCCAAGAAAGACGCGACAGCCGUCUGGAGGUCUUUGUGACAUCAACGAAGGCUCGGCCACGUCGGAGGACCGCUGCAAGUCGCCUACUUCAGUGUUGAUGUCAAACAGCAAUCUACACCAAUUCUACAAUGGAGGUGGUAGAGGAGCAAAGAUGUCACGGAAAUUAAGCUUGCCUACUGAGCUAAAGCCAGACUUGGUCCUCCUGUCUGUAUGCCCGCCGCGGGGUGCCAACCCAUUAGACCACCGGGACAACUCUUUCAGCCGCUCUCGCUCAUCCAGCGUCACCAGCAUCGACAAGGAAGCACGAGAGGCCAUCAGCUCAUUCCACUUCUGUGAGACUUUUGCACGCAAGGGGGACAGCACUUUGACGCCCUGCCUGUAUGUGGGCACCUCCCUGGGAACUGUCCUGGUUCUAGCUGUCACAUUGCCACCUGCUGGGGAGCAACGGCAGCUGCAGCCAGUUAUCAUUUCACCUGCAGGUAUGUUGGUGCGGCUGAAGGGAAGCGUUUUGCGGACGGCUUUCAUAGACUCCACAGGUUCUCAGCUGCCUCCUGCAUAUGAGUCUUGGUGUGAACCCAACAUUACAGCAGAUGGUGAAGAAAGAGAAAAAGUCCGUAAGCGCCGGCCUGUCUCCGUGUCUCCUUCCACCUCCCAGGACCUCAGUGAGAGCCAGUAUGCUGUAGUGUGUUCAGAGAAACAGGCCAAAGUCAUUGCCCUCCCCUCCCAGACCUGCAUCUAUAAACACAGUAUCACAGAGACCUCCUUCAUCUUACGGGCAGAUGUGGUGCAGAUGAGCCAAGGCGUGUGCGUAGCGUGUUUCUGUGCCAAUGGCCACAUUAUGACCCUCAGUGUGCCAGGACUGAGACCGCUCAUGGAUGUAAACUACCUACCUUUGACAGACAUGCGGAUAGCCAGGACAUUCUGCUUUACUAACCUGGGUCAGGCCAUGUACCUCUGCUCCCCCACUGAGAUCCAGAGGAUCACUUAUAGUCAGGACACUUGUGAAAACCUACAGGAGAUGCUGGGCGAACUUUUCACACCAGUGGAGACUCCAGAGGCUCCCAAUAGAGGGUUCUUCAAAGGCCUAUUUGGUGGAGGAGCACAGUCGCUGGACAGAGAGGAACUAUUUGGUGAGGUAGCAGCUGGAAGGGCAUCGAGAAGUCUGGCCCAGCACAUGCCUGGCCCAGGUGGCAUUGAGGGGAUGAAGGGAGCAGCCUCUGGUGUGGUUGGUGAUCUGGCACGUGCCCGGAUAGCGCUGGAUGAAAGAGGCCAGAAGCUGGGUGAACUGGAGGAGAGGACGGCUGCCAUGAUGGCCAGUGCAGAUGCUUUUUCCAAACACGCCCACGAGAUGAUGCUGAAGUGCAAAGACAAAAAGUGGUACCAGUUCUGAUUGGUGGAAGGAGUGGAGUAGAGCUCCGUGGACUCGACUGUCUGACUGACCUUCCAUUGGCUCAUCUGGACUCACCGUGACCCCCUACCCAUCCGUCUGUCCCUUCGUCCAUCCCUCCAAGCCUUCUUCACUGAAACACUUGGGGAUUUUCUCCCCUAGCACAAUGAUGAAUACUGUACUUACCUCAGUCUUGGGGUGGAACUGAGGGGUAGACAGGAGAGAAAGACAACCUCAGAGGGAAUAACUUAAUAAAUGGUGUCUCUUUUUUUUUAUGUUCUUGUCUCAUUGUUUUUCUCCGUUCAGCCUCUCCUCUGAGGUAGCCGACUGGCUCAUACACCUGAAGAUUCUUCACUCUCAUUUGCCAAAAUGUUCUUUACUGUUGUCUCUUAACUCUGUACCCUCGUGGCCAAUAUUCAAACCGGCUGAAAAAAAAAAAAGACCAAUGUGUAACGAAGAAGCAAAGACUUGAAAAAAUUAUUAAAGUGUAAAAAAAAAAAAAAAAAAAUGUCUAAAUACAUCAUUAUAUA
Archocentrus centrarchus (flier cichlid) is the source of this 4269-nucleotide messenger RNA. It is a transcript of the gene stxbp5a, whose product is annotated as syntaxin binding protein 5a (tomosyn). Gene Ontology annotation, cellular component: plasma membrane; SNARE complex; cytoplasm. The transcript has 27 exons. Bases 320 to 3742 code for a protein of 1140 amino acids. Gene Ontology annotation, biological process: Golgi to plasma membrane transport; exocytosis. The record is from RefSeq and is a predicted model, not a curated record. NCBI's taxonomy places the organism in Eukaryota, Metazoa, Chordata, Actinopteri, Cichliformes, Cichlidae. Gene Ontology annotation, molecular function: syntaxin binding; myosin II binding; GTPase activator activity.